GUUCCCGUACUCUCUCCCUCUCUCAUACAUAUUACGGUCCCUCUCUCUCUCUCGCUCUCUCGCUCUCUCGCAUGGCUACAAUUUUUCGACCUCGCCGGGCGGUGGAGGCCAGAUCGGGAGGGAAAAUCCUACGUGGCAGGCGAGUUGCAGGCGCAGCGUCUCCUUAUGCUCGGCCAAAUUCUCCUUCUCCACCUACAGAAAACCCUAAUUGGCUAACAGGACUCAUUUCUCCUGCCACCCGUAUGAUCGUAAAUGGCGCCGGGAAAUUUAUUUCAGCCGUCUUUGGUUCUAGCAGCUCGUCGUCUUCAUCUUCUGGCAGUGAUUCGGGUUCCGAUGAUGAAAAUGAUGAUUGUUCUACUGAAGGGGCUGAGGAGUUGGAUCAGAAGAAUGAAAAGGCACUUGAAGAGAAUACAUUUGUCGAGAAGGAGCCACAACUUAUAGUAGAGAAAAGUGAAACCAAACUUGCAAUUGAACGAAUGCUUAUGCAGGAGACAUUUUCAAGGGAUGAGUGCGAUAGAUUAACAAAGAUUAUUCAAUCACGAGUUGUAGACUGUCCAACCAUUACAGAACAAGAUGGAAGACAAAAUGAGUUGGCUGACAGAAUAAUUGGAAGUAGUAUUGCUUUGGCAGGUUCUUCAGAACUGCAAUGGCAUACAAAAAAUUCAUCCGCUGCAUAUUCUUUCUUAGCCGAUAACUAUAAUUUGUCUCCUAGGGCUUCUUCACUUGAAGGAAAUGUCACCAGUCUACGCAAUACAGCUGUUAUGGAGGCAAAGAAAUGGCUAGAAGAGAAGAGAUUUGAAUCUAGUGCAAAGACAGUAGUGGACCAUGGAACCUGUACUCUGAAACCUAUUAAACAACUAAAUGUUGCUGAAAGGGAAGUUGAAGUUGGAUCACCUGUGGAUAUGGCAAAGUCGUAUAUGCGUACCAGACCUCCAUGGGCUUCUGCUUCUUUUAGCCAUUUGGGAUCCCAAAGUUCAUCACCAACUGCAGUAUAUAUGCUCAAGGAGGGAACCCCAUUUACAACUGAUGCUAUUUCUUUGUCCUUAUCUAAGAAAAGGAAUUCUCUUGCUACUGGCUCAUGGGAUCUUCUGGAUGAAAUACGAAGAGUGCGUUUUAAGGCAAGACAAAAUAUUUUAGGACCUCUUGAGCCCAAGAAAAUUGAUCUGUCUGCUGAAGCUAUAGAACAUAUUGGUGGCCAAGCUUCAUCUGAAGCUCAUGAAAGCAAUGCAGAAGGGGCUGAUAAAAUCCAGGUCUCAUAUUCUUUGUCAGCCACAAAAUGUGUAGACUCACCUGUUAACUUGCAUGUAGGAUUGGCUAGUAGUGAUGUCUGUCCAGACAAUUUGAAGCAUGGAACAUCAUCAGCUAACUUGGUUUUAGAAACUUUAUGUGAUGGGCCAGUAAAUAAUUCUUUGUCGACUAGUCUGGAUAUCCACAUUUGCAACAAUAAUAAGGAUAUAGAAGAUGCACAGAAUAACAAGGAAGUUCCACAUCCCAUUCUUGUGCAACAUGAUGGUCCACAGGAUUCCUCAGUAGGAGCAUUGAACUCUGUAGUAGAAGUCCAUUCCUCUGCAGAUAUGAAGCCUUCAUUGAAAUGUGAUGACAAUGAAGUUGAUGGCCUUGGUGAAAUUCAUGGAUCUAAUCUAAAGCCAAGUCCUCCAGUGAAAGAAACUGUACAGGCUGAGUGUUCUUCUGAACCACAUCAGUGUUCUGCUCUGAAGGAAAUUCAUCCUACUGUAGAUUCAAGAUCACAGGAUGGAAAUCAUGAAACACAGAAAGAAGCAAAUGGAUUGGGAGACAGGUUUACUGCCAACGGUUCUCCAGCAUCAAGUUGGUCUGUAGGAUUGCAUGCAGAUUACAACUUGAGACCUUCUGAUGAAGGAGGUUCAAACCCAAUUGAUUUAAGUCAUGACAAGUUGGAUAACAUCCCUGUUGAGGAGCCCUGUGAGCUUUUGAGUGAAGCUUCAAUGGAGGUGCCAAUUGCUGAAGAAACCGAUAGCUUUGCUAGUGGGUCUUGGAACAGUUCAACUAGGCAAUAUGACGAGUCAUUACAGAGUCAACCUCAAGUAACUGUAAACCACAAUCCAGAACGGAGAACCAACAGCAAGGUUGAGAGGCAGCAGAGAAAGAGAAUUGGGAGAUACAAUCGGAGAGGCAGGGGAAGGGGGAAAUAAUGCAAAAUCGUCUCUUGUAUGUACCCUAUUGUAUUAUUUAGUGUACACUAGCCUGAUAGAUGCAAGGUUGUAUAAGAAGCAUGCAUUUCUGUAAGUUAUUAGAAUUGAUGUUCAUUGGUUAGAUUGUAGGAACUGUUGUGGUGAGCUCAUUGUUUACAAGGAGUGUUGUACUAAUCAAAUGUUUCAACCACGUGCUACUGGCUCUAGGUCUCCUGAUUUUGAGUUUGUAUCAUACCAUUGCUCUUCAGUCUCCUUAUUUUCCCUA
Molecule: messenger RNA, 2436 nt
Organism: Nelumbo nucifera (sacred lotus)
Lineage: Eukaryota; Viridiplantae; Streptophyta; Magnoliopsida; Proteales; Nelumbonaceae
Product: flocculation protein
Biological process (GO): nuclear membrane organization
Cellular component (GO): nuclear envelope
Source: RefSeq, a predicted model, not a curated record